This is a messenger RNA of Carassius carassius (crucian carp), 1624 nucleotides long. It is a transcript of the gene ahsgb, whose product is annotated as alpha-2-HS-glycoprotein 1. The coding region runs from base 42 to 1484 and encodes 480 amino acids. The transcript has 7 exons. The record is from RefSeq and is a predicted model, not a curated record. Gene Ontology annotation, biological process: negative regulation of endopeptidase activity. Gene Ontology annotation, cellular component: extracellular matrix; extracellular region; blood microparticle. Gene Ontology annotation, molecular function: cysteine-type endopeptidase inhibitor activity. NCBI's taxonomy places the organism in Eukaryota, Metazoa, Chordata, Actinopteri, Cypriniformes, Cyprinidae.
CGAGUUAGAGGGGCUUUUGCUGGGUUGAAGAUUUACCGUUCAUGUCCAUGUGCAGCAUGAGAGAGCUGGUAAUAUUAGCAGCGUUGGUCUCGGCUCUACACGCAGCCAGCCUCCUGACAGGCACUGAUGUGCAAUAUAAGUGCCAAGAAGAUCAGGACAAGAUUGCUACAUUAGAAGCUGAGAGCUUCAUUAAUGACCGUCACCGCCAUGGAUACAAAUUCAAAUUUGUUUCACAGGACAGUCGCAGUGCAGAGAAGAAGUCUGAUCCUUGUGAGGUCAUCUUGGGAAUAACACUAGAGGAAACUGAGUGCCACAUCGUGAAUCCCAAAACUUUAGAUCAGUGUAAGACUAGAAUGGAAACACAGACGAAAGUGACAGCAAAAUGUAAUGUGACCGUCUCCAGUGUACAGGGAAAAGCAUCUGUGAAGCGCUACACCUGUGACACAGAACCAGCGUCACAUGAAAUACUUGUGACAAAAUGCCCUGACUGCCCCAGUCUGCUGCCCCUGCAUGACCCGAAGGGUCUGGAGAGUGUGAAAACUGCCCUGCAGAAAUUCAACAAAGGAUCUAAUCACAAGUCUUACUUUAAACUGAUGGAAGUGGGAAGGAUAAGCACACAGUGGAUGUUUUCGGGUCAGAGCUUCUUUUCUCAGUUUGCCAUUAUGGAGACAAACUGUACAAACAAGGAGGUACCCCAGAAUGAAGAAUCAUGCAAGGCUUUAUGUGGGGAGAAGGCUCGGUAUGGCUUCUGUAAGGCCACCAUGGUUGGAAUUGAGGAACCAGUAGUGGAAUGUGAGAUUUAUGAAGCUAAGAACACAACUCAUCCAUGGAAACAUCCUGCUCAGUCAAGAAGAGACUGUAAAUUCCAUGGUUUCCCACCAGGACAUCGUCCAGGAUAUGGUCCCCCUCAUCGCCCAGGAGAUGAAGGCCAUGACCCCAAGGACAAAACAACAGACCAAAGGGGCCAUCCAGAACAUGCAGGCCGUGACCCCAAGGACAAAAUACCAGACCAAAGGUGGCGUCCAGAACACUCAGGCCGUGACCCCAAGGACAAAAUACCAGACCAAAGGGGGCGUCCAGAACACUCUGGCCGUGACCCCAAGGACAAAACACCAGACCAAAGGGGCCAUCCAGAACACGCAGGCCGUGACCCCAAGGACAAAACACCAGACCAAAGGGGCCGUCCAGAACAUGCAGGCCGUGACCCCAAGGACAAAACACCAGAUCAAAGAGGGCAUCCAGAACAUGCAGGCCAUGACCCCAAGGACAAAAAUCAUGAUGACAAGGGCCAUCCAGAGCAUCCACAGCUCUGUUUAAGACGCCCUUCAGGAGUUCCAGAAUCAGCGCAUGAGUUCCCAUGCCAUGGCUUUGUAAAAAUACCCCCCUCUAUUUAUCCAAUCUGCCCCUUCCCUCCACCACGUCUCUGCAGAGGCCCUCCAGACUUGAUACAUCCUCCUUCACCUCGUCCUCCUCUUCCUCAGUAAUUAACCCUAAAAUCUAUAGAGGAACAAUCAGAUUUCAUCCCAUUUUGCAGGGUUUGAAAGAGUAAACAGUCAAAACUGAACAACACAAGAGUGAUAAUGUCUCCAGAAUGUUCUCCAGUCCAAUAAAUAUUCUCUACUGA